Molecule: messenger RNA, 687 nt
Organism: Amoebophrya sp. A25
Lineage: Eukaryota; Dinophyceae; Syndiniales; Amoebophryaceae
Source: the annotation of a GenBank genome assembly
AGAACCCCUAGCUCUACAUCUACCUGUACAACAGGUUUUGCCAUAGUUCUGGAUCAUGAAGGUACAACUACCAGUCUGCGACUCCUUCGAAACAACGCUGUUAUGCUUUGAAGAUUGGAAAGAGCAACAGUGCGCAAGAGGAACCGUACAUACACGUAGCAACUAAAAGCAAAAAUGUCGAGUCUCACCGACGCGGUGGUCGGCCCCGAUGAAGGGGAUGCCGGUACAGCUACAGCGAUAUCUUCUUCACCGCAAGGUGCUGGAGCUAAGAAGCACUUGGAUGCCUGGGAGCAACGAAAGCUGACCAAGGUUCACGAGGAGCUUGUUUCCUUGAGGCAAGCGACAAACUUCUUACACCCGCUUCCAUGGCGCAGUGAGCACAGGCCUGCAGGUGUUGUAGACGUGGACUUGACCCUUCUUGGGCAAGAUCUGAAACAUGGAGACAUCGAGACUUCUGCCGAAUUUUGGGAGGAUUUGCACCUUCUGGUUCAUAAUGUGCAAAUAUUCGCUGAGUUCGAGUUAAAAGCACGAAGUAUCCUGACGCAAAAGGAAGCAGAAGCUGCAGAGCGAAUCAAUACAGUGGCGGCUGGAGGUGGAGAAAAAUGUAGUUUCUUUAGAACAGUAUUUCUCCUGAACGUCAACGUCAUGUCCACUCUAUUAUGUACUGGUACCGUUUUCUGUACUUAA